Lytechinus variegatus (green sea urchin) is the source of this 5141-nucleotide messenger RNA. RefSeq names its product synaptogenesis protein syg-1-like. The transcript has a single exon. NCBI's taxonomy places the organism in Eukaryota, Metazoa, Echinodermata, Echinoidea, Temnopleuroida, Toxopneustidae. The record is from RefSeq and is a predicted model, not a curated record. The coding region runs from base 938 to 2782 and encodes 614 amino acids.
AUGACAGGCAGUCAGACUUGACGGUUGAAUAUUUUAAUGAUUGCAUGAUUAGGCCAGCUCACUGCUGUCGUCAACACUUAAUCACCGAGUGCUGAAGAUAAGACACCGUUUCAAAUAGUUACCCGCGUCUCGUCCAAAGUGAUAAUUUCUAGCGGACUAAAGGCGAGCGCGCGCAUUUUCAUCUUAAUUCAGUUUUGAUCGUCUGCGUUGCUCGUCGUGGCCGCAAUGGAAAUCAGUUUGAGCCAUCAUCUAAAUACAUCAUUCUCGGGAAGUUUAGUCAUAGCAAGUGACAGCCAUCAAACAGUCCACAAGACAUCCACUAUCGAAUGAACAUGUCUUUGCCUUGAUGACAAUUGCCUCGAAGUUUUUAUUUCGUCAGGAUUUUGAGAGCGCUGAAAUUUAUUGGUUCAUUACAGUUUGACUAUAGGAGAUCACUGUUGGAGUUAAUCAGAGUUGAUAUCUCAUUGGAUUCUCUAGAAGAACUUUGCGCGGCUAAUUGAAACAUUUUCAGGAUAAGACUUAUUUUCUUGAGAACUUGGAUAGUACAAAUAUUUUUUGAUUAUCACAGUUCGACUGCAAGAUAUUGGUUUAAUCAAAUCUUUCCACACUUUCAUUGAGUUCUACAAAGAAUAUUCGAUCAGCAGUUGUUAUUUCUCAACGGAAAGCAUCAACAUAUUUUCGAUAUAAAUCAAGCGUUUUCUCAAACUUCCGUGGGCCUCUCGGAGGCAAAAGAAGGACUGUACGCACAAUGAUCUACGAAUGAUUUUUAUAUUUUGUGAGAGGUGCUGAUAACUUCUUAAAGAAUCUUGGAACUAUUUAAACCGAAAGUGGCAUCGUGGGAAAAUAAGUUUCCUUUUCCCCAGAACCUUCUGCUACAAGUUUUAUGUGAAGUGGUGAUAACCUGGAUAAGAGCAUCUGCGGAUAUAGAAGUGCAAAAAUGGCAAUAUUAAAAGGAAUAACGAUCCAUUCAAACAUGAUUUUAUCCUGGAUGUGGCUCGUGGUUGCCGUUACCAGUGUAGGAGCAAUAUCGUUUCGGGAACAACCAGAAAGUAUAACAGCCAUCGGUGGGGAGACCAUCGUACUUCACUGCGCUGUCAACAACCAAGCCGAUAUUCCUCUCUACUGGCAGAACCUUGAUACCGCUUCCUACAUUAGCUUAAACCGAAGGAUGAACCCCUACGGCCAGAUUGGGGAAGAGCAAUUGAGCAGAUUUGAAGUGACAGGCAAUGUUGAAAGAGGCGAGUACCAUCUACAGAUCACCAACGUAUCGAAGGCCGACGAAGGCAGGUAUGCUUGUGUGUUCUUUCUGAACUUUAAUUACUACAGUCAAGUUGCCAAGGUUAGGGUAGUUCGACCACCGGAUCGUGGCUACCCAAAGUGCGCCAUUGAUCCCAUCCAGAGAGCCAAUGUCGGUGAUAACAUCACAUUGUCUUGUGAGUCCCGUGGGGGCGAUCCACCGGCGACUUUGUCCUGGGUUCGAGGAACGACGCGGUUGAUCACGAAGAGAGGGCGCCAACACAAAGGUGACCCGGUUGUCCAUUAUUCCACGACGUUGACAGAAGAAGAUUCUGACGUCCGUUUCACGUGCGUGGCUACCAACUCUGCCUUGGAGCAACCGAUCACAUGUUCCCUGACCCCACUUCGUAGCAGCCUGGGUGUCUUACUUCGACCUGUAGUCGCCAGCGUGGAGGUUGGCCAAGCUUUCACAUUUGCCUGUAUCACAGAGAGAAUGCCUAAUCUUGCGUACCAGUGGUACAUCAACAACGAACUCAUCGACGGGCGAGAACCGCGAUUCACCUACCUCCGUGGAGGUCAGAGACUUCUGAUCGAGGCCGUCACCAUGGAAGACGACUAUGCUCUGGUUAAAUGUGAGGUCACCCAGAAGGAUUACAGUUAUUCCGGAUCGGCAGUGGGUCUCCUUUGGGUGCAGUCCAACAGGAUCAGCACGUCCGAUGUCCAGGAAACUGCAACCGAAGCACCUUCACCACGCGGUGACCACGCGGCAACUACCACAUCAGCAAAGGCAACUACAGCGCCUACUACUCUCGCAACGACAACGCUUUCAACCACAGCAUCACCUCCAACCACCACAAUACCUACAACAAAAGCAACGACAAUGAAACCGACAACAAAAGCAAUAACGGAACGACCUACAAUUCCCCAAGUGCCUCUUGUGGUCAAUGAUGGAAAUAUUGUGAUUUACGAGUCUUCGUCGUCGUCGUCGGUUUCAUCAGAUAUCUUUUCCAGUUUAAGUUCGGUAUCAUCGCUAUCGUCUGACAACGAGGUACUGGCUCCUGAAAGCGAGACCACGGGCUUGGUAGACAUUUCAGUUCCAACUGAAACCAGCGCUCCUGCCGAAGCAGAAGCAUCUACGACAGAGGUAACCAAGACACAGCCUCCAGAAAUGUCCGGUAACGACCUGACUCCUACUGAAACUCAGGAAGAAACAAAUGCAAAUAUUAUCCUAAAUGCAACCAGUCCCGUUGAAAACUCAACGAAUAACCUUGUAAAUGUUUCUGUAACCUCAUCUACAAGUGCAACUGAUGUCAUGGAGGUGGGUAGUGGUGAUAGUAUUGGCAUUCCGAUUGAUGAGACAAACAUUUUUACAGAUCAAGAACUGCCACCGCCGAACAAAACCGACCGAUUACGCGGGACUCCGAACUGGGGGUUGAUCGCGGGGUUGUUCGUCGUCUUCCUCCUCGUCGUCGUCGCGCUCAGUGCCUUAGCGGUAUUUCUAUAUAAAAAGCACGGCAAAGAAGCGACCUCGACGCCAUCCACGUGAUCGUAAAGAGGUAUUCAGUUGAACAUCGAAAACAAUUCCUCUCUGUCAGGGCCUCUUGGUAGCCUGAAACGUGAAACAAAUACGUGAUGUUUUUGCAGAUUAUUGGAGUUGGAUUUUACACACUGUGCUGCAGUAUUGAAUUCUAGUCAGCUGCGGCAGAAAAAAAUGAAGUUCUAUACCUGUUCAACCAGUUUGCAAUAUCAUCGAGAUGCCUGACAUUAGUUUUAUAAAUCUGGAACAAGGUGCUUAAUUCAUUAGGUUUCAUCCAUAAAAAAGGGUAAUAGUGGACGUGUCGUGGAGUAUAGAGGUUCUUACUCUUGCCUUGCAAUUAGAUGGUCGUGUGUUCGAAACCCAUCGCGGCACUAGCGUCAUUUGACAAGAAGUCAAUCUACACUUUGUCAUGUUUUGAACGGGUAAAUGAAUCAAAUCCAAUAAAGUGCGAGUACCAACUGAUCUUAGAAGCGCUGGAAUGCUCCCAGAAAGUACAAUUUGCGGGCAGAGCGUUCAAUCAUCUGUUCAAAACGUAUUAAGCGCGAUAUAGAUUUUGUCAUAGUGACAAGACAUUUUUGAAUUGUUACUUCUAUUUCUGGUGUGUCAAACGUGUAAACUUUGUAUAUAUCGGUGUAAAUAAUAUUGUACAGGUUCAAUAGUGAGGUUAUUAUAAGUUUUUUUUCUACACUGAAGUUCGUGAGUGGGUGCUCUUCAUGAAUCUAGAAAUAAUCUCUUGUAUUUUCAUUUUCACUAUUCGUCAAAGCCCGACAUAAAUUAUGAUAGUUUUUCAGAAAAUAUUGCAGGAUAAUAUAAAAAAAGGGUUAUGAAUUAGCUUGAAUUUAUGAUAGAUUCAAGGAGGAAAAUCACCACUGUGGUUUUGAUAGUUUUAUGAGAUUAGAUAACAUAUCGAAUAUUCUUCAAAGUAACUGCCGAUAGAUGUUUGGACAUGCAAACAACCUAUGAUUCAAAAAUUUAGUUACGAAGGAAAUUUACUUGAGAAUGUUUCUUCAACCCUUUUAAGGCCAUGCAGCAUUUGAAGAUAUUUGAUCUCAAUUAAUGCUUAUCCUCAAUCUAUUGUUGAACUAAAUAAUAGUAUAAAACUAUCACCAGUGUCAACGAUUCCUUCCAUUAUUUUGCUCAAUCUUUUACAUUUUAACUUUUACCAUAAUAAACAUUAAUAUCAUUAAUUAUACUACGUUUUCCCAAAAUGGUCCAAAGCGCAGACAACCAGGAAAACAACUUUUACAUUUAAAAUUUAAUUUUUCGUCAUGUGUUACUUAAUUGUUCACGCUAUGAGGCACACAAUAAUAUAUGACUAAUGACCUACAACUGUUGACCCUAAUAACACAGGUGUAUGCACGUGGAUGCAAUUCAUUUUCGUAGUACACUUGUCAUUUUUUUCUGAUGAAUUUGAAAGUGCGACGACAGACCUUAUGUUUUGACCAUGGUCAUAUCUAACACCUGACCCAUCAUUAAUCCACGAAGAGACAUUUCCCCUCAAAAGGUGCUAAAAUUCUUUUUUUUUAAUUUCAGGGGGUAAUACCUCGGUCACAAUUGUUCUACGGCUGCCAUACGGUGAGUCGAAACAGUCGUUUUAACAUUUUUGUACCAGCUACAUAUGUGGUUGAUUUGAUAUUAAUAAAACGGCGGUUUUUUGACUCGCCUCACGGCCGCCGUAGCGCAAAUGUGACCGAGGUAUAAUGUGUUAUUUUCAUUUUAAAUAGUGCACCUUAUCUAUAUUGAGAAAGACUAUGGACACGUUUUUUUUUCUUGGGGGUAUUAAUGCUUGAUAAUUUUACAUUAUACUUUUUAAAAGAUAUAUAUCACAGAAGAAAUUAAUUGGUUGAAAAUGUAAACAAUUUUUGAAGACAAUAUUUUCAGCUUUCAUUUUUGAUUUCAUUGGUGUGACUCAAACAUAGAGGUUGUUCUCUCGUCUUAGUUUCCCACCAUUUCGAGUAAUUUGUCAUAAUCCCUCUAUUUAAAUUAUUAAGACAUGAAUAUCAGCAUGAGACAUAUUCCUAUUAUGUCUUCUAUCAAGUAGAAUGGUAAAAUUGCCCAUUACUUGCUGCUAUUUAUCAUAAAAGAGAAAUGUGUCGAUACAUUUAUAUUUUGAAGGCUAAACAUGCAAAGUGACACAAACUUUCCUUUCAUGUGAUUAACAUCAUUUGGAUUGUUCAGAUAACGAUUGCACCCAGUUUCACCCGAUCAAAAUCAUAAUGGAAAUAAUGAAAAUCUUAAUUCAUAAAUUUUUAAAUGUCUAGGAUAAGAUAGAAAUAUAAACCUCAUGAAUAUUUAAAGAUGGCCCUCAAAUUUUUAAUGAUUUUAACCCAAUCAGAAAUGAUCCUUUCACUUCAGGUAUUAACAUCAU